Molecule: messenger RNA, 627 nt
Organism: Dendrobium catenatum
Lineage: Eukaryota; Viridiplantae; Streptophyta; Magnoliopsida; Asparagales; Orchidaceae
Source: RefSeq, a predicted model, not a curated record
GAGAGAGAGAGACGAUUAGCUUGGUCUUAAGAUUUCUCCUUUACCAAGAGGGGGUCAUAUUGUAAAUACAGAAGAAGACAACUACAUCCUUCUUCCAAAGAUAAAGACAGUUCUCCUAGAACGAAUCCCUCUUCUCAAAAUUCCUCUCAAAUGGCUUCUAGCUACUUCUUCUCUACACCAAUCAUUGCCUUCUUUGUUCUCUUUCUCCUUCCUAUUUCCUCCUCCGAAGCCCCUUCGCCGAAGAACCAUUCUCGGUUUUCCAACAAAGAGCUUUUCACUCAUCUUCAAAAGCUCAAUAAGCCUUCCACCAAAACGAUUCAGAGUCCUGAUGGCGAUGUAAUUGAUUGCGUACCUUCGCAUCUCCAGCUAGCGUUUGAUCAUCCGAGAUUGAAAGGGGAGAAGCUGCCGGAUUUGCCGGAGAGGCCGAAGGGGAAUGGGGUUUCCGGCGAAGUGGAAGUGGAAGUGGAAGUGCAGAGGUGGAGAAGUUCCGGCGAGGAGUGUCCGGAAGGGACUAUUGCUGUGAGGAGAACUAUGGAGAAGGAUAUCUUGAGGGCGAGUUCGAUUCGGAGUUUUGGGAGGAAGCCGGCGGUGAUUGUCCGGCGAGAUUCCACCGGCAGCGGCCAUGAG